AUCAAAUAAAAGCAGCCCCGAUUUUUGUUUUUGUUCUCGUUUCUCUUUAACAACUUUUGUUCCCUUUUUUCAUUUUUCCCUUUUCCACCCGCUCCCUCUGUGGACUCCCUCUCUCUUUCUCUCCCCCCAUCGCUCAUCCACUCUCUCUUUUAAAUCAAUAUGCCAGCCGCUGCUGCCGCAAAGAAUACUCAGAGCGAAAUCGAGACCAAGAAGAUGACCGCUUUGGCUGUCAGCUCGUCUCCCAGUGAGGUCGAGACCAAGAAGGCAAAAGAAAUCCUUUCCAAGCUCUCAGCUGCUUCCGAUGCUGAUCGCGAGUCUGUCGCCGAAGAACUCGCUGCUUUCGUUGCUGCCAACGGUGUUCGUUCUUUGAAGCAGUUCAACAUUGUUGACGCUAUCGUCAAGGACUUCAACAACAAGAAGAGCGCUGGUGCUCGCCAAUCCGCUGUUGCCGCCAUCGUGGCCCUCACCAACAACAGCUUGGAAGGCCAGGUUGAGCCCUACAUUCUUCCCUUGUUGUCCAACCUUUUGGAACUCCAGGCUGACAAGCAGGCUGCUGUCAAGAACGCUGCUUUGGAAGCCGCCAAGAACUUGGCUCUCAAGGUCAACGCCAACGCCACCGGUGUCUUGGUUCCCAUGAUCCUCGAAGGUCUUGGUAACUCUUGCAAGUGGCAAACCAAGAUGCUCUCCUUGACUCUUUUGGACGAAUUGACCAAGAAGAACCCCAAGGAGUUCUUCGUCUGCAUUCCCGAUAUCAUCCCCGUCGUUUCCGACUGUAUGUGGGAUACCAAGGCUGAUGUCAAGAAGGCUGCCACCGCUACCAUGGGUAACAUCUGUGGCUUGAUCGAGAACAAGGAUAUCGAACGUUUCAUUCCCGCUGUCAUUGGUUGUAUCAACCACCCCGAGAAUGUCCCCGAGACCAUCCAUUUGCUCGGUGCCACCACUUUCGUUCAGGAAGUCGACUCCGCCACUCUUUCCAUCAUGGUUCCCCUUCUCAACCGUGGUUUGAACGAGCGUGCUACUCCCAUCAAGCGUAAGUCCGCUCUUAUCAUUGACAACAUGUGCAAGCUCGUCGAUGAUCCCGAGAUCGCCGCUCCGUUCUUGCCCCUUCUUUUGCCCGCCCUUGAGAAGGUUCAGGAUGUCGUUGCCGACCCCGAAUGUCGUGGUGUCGUUCAGAAGGCCCUUGCCACCUUGGCCCGUGCUGGUAAGCCCGCCGGUGAAAUCUACACCAAGGAACAAAAGGCCGAAAAGGUCGCCGAUGCUUUCAAGAACUUGUUGCCCGAGAACAUCGAUGCCGUCUACCAGCCCAUCGUCAAGUACAUUGCUGACCUUGCCUUCCACUUGUGUGUUGCCAAGAACUUCUUCAAGAACGAAUGGCUCGCCACUUUGGUUCCCUACGCCAAGGCUUUCCUUGCCGAGGCUGAUGCUGAGAAGCUCACCUCUUCCGCUUUGGACAAGUGCGAAGAAGCUGUUACCCCCAAGGACGUUGAAGAAGAUGACGAAGAGGGUGAGGAUCUUUGCAACUGUGAAUUCUCCCUUGCUUAUGGUGCCAAGAUCUUGUUGAACCGCACCGCUCUCCGUCUCAAGCGUGGCCGUCGUUAUGGUCUCUGCGGUGCCAACGGUUGUGGUAAAUCCACCCUCAUGCGCGCCAUUGCCAACGAACAGGUCGAUGGUUUCCCUCCCAAGUCUGAGCUCAAGACCGUCUACGUCGAACACGACAUUGAUGGUUCCGAAGCCGAUACUCCCCUUGUUGACUUCAUCAUCUCUUCCGAAGGUGUUGAAACCAAGGACCGUGACCAGGUUGCCAAGAUCCUCCGUGAAUACGGUUUCACCGAAGAAAUGGUUACCAAGAUGCCCAUUGGUUCCCUCUCUGGUGGCUGGAAGAUGAAGCUCGCUCUUGCUCGUGCCAUGUUGAUGAACGCCGAUAUCUUGUUGUUGGACGAACCUACCAAUCACUUGGACGUUGUCAAUGUCGCCUGGUUGGAGAACUACCUCUUGGGUUUGAAGACCGUUACUUCUAUCAUCGUUUCUCACGACUCCGGUUUCUUGGACCAUGUCUGUUCCGACAUCAUCCAUUAUGAAGCCAACUACAAGCUCAAGCGUUACAAAGGUAACUUGUCCGAAUUCGUCAAGAAGGUCCCCAAGGCCGCCUCCUACUACUCUUUGGAAGCCGCUCAGAUCCAGUUCGCUUUCCCUGAGCCCGGUUAUCUCGAAGGUAUCAAGACCAAGGAACGUGCCAUCUUGAAGAUGAAGAACGUUGACUUCCAAUACCCCGGUACCGACCGCAAGCAGUUGAAGAACAUCAGCAUGCAGUGCUCUUUGUCUUCCCGUGUUGCCGUCAUCGGUCCCAACGGUGCUGGUAAAUCCACCUUGAUCAAGUUGUUGACUGGUGAAAUCGAAUCCGAUAUUGGUACCGUCUGGAAGCAUCCCAACUUGCGUAUCGCUUACGUUGCCCAGCACGCUUUCCACCAUAUUGAAAAGCACCUUGACAGCACUCCCAACGAAUAUAUCCAAUGGCGUUACGCUACCGGUGAAGAUCGUGAAGAACUCGAAAAGGUUGACCGUGUCAUCACCGAAGAAGGAGAAAUUGUCUUCUCGUGAACUCCGUAAGAAGAAGAAGGAGCGCAUGGAACGCAGAAAGCGUGGUGAAGAAGUUUGGUCCGAUGAGGAUGAACUUUAAAUUGCUCUAGACAAAAAAAAAUGUUUCAUGUAGAUCAUCAUUUUCUUUUUUUAUAUUAUAAUCACCACCACAUUUUAUUCAUAUAAAAUAUCUUUUGACAACCCAUUCACACAAACAGAUUUGUUUUUCUUUUUAUUUUGUCUCGGUUGGUUGCAAAAAAUGAAUGGAUUAUUUAGAAAUGAAUG
Radiomyces spectabilis is the source of this 2862-nucleotide messenger RNA. Its product is annotated as armadillo-type protein. NCBI's taxonomy places the organism in Eukaryota, Fungi, Mucoromycota, Mucoromycetes, Mucorales, Radiomycetaceae. Gene Ontology annotation, molecular function: translation elongation factor activity; ATP hydrolysis activity; ATP binding. The record is from RefSeq and is a predicted model, not a curated record. The coding region runs from base 160 to 2598 and encodes 812 amino acids. The transcript is spliced from 3 exons.